AAGAAUAUUUAUUCCCAGCUGGUGACAAUCCUAAAGAAGAAAAAAAGAAACUUCACUGGGGUUUGCUGAGCUGUGCCAAACACUACAGGUGCAAACUCACGGCCAUUUAGGGGCCUGGCUCUCAUUGCUACUUUGCAUUUACAAACUGCAAAAUUUUAAGGGCCAACCAACCGUGUUUCCAAAGACAGUAGUUUAUUCUAACGACAACUGAAGUGGAGAGAGGGAGGAGGAAUAUGUCACUGCUUGAUUUGUUUAUCCUACCAGAAAUUAGGGGGAGUCAGGUUUCUUCCCCUGAUGUCAGCUGGAAAUCGACGGGGUUGGCAUCUCUUUUCAAUGCAGUAUAGACCAGACACUGUCUAUGGAGCGGUGAUUGGUUAGACAGGCAAGCAUAACCUGACCAAAUUGGAUUGGACUCCUCCUAUUGUUACUUCACAGCAUUCUGAAGACCUUUCUACCAAUCACAGGGCUCCUUACUGGAAAAAUCAGCUGCCAGGAGUCCCUAGCAACACUGUGGCUUUUGAAAUCUAAAGGGGAAAGACUGUGUAGUCAGCCCGUAGUGGAGAGCACCUAUGCCUCAGGAAGAGCAGGCUCUCAGGAUGGACACCCCACCCUCUGAAGAGCUCUCAGAGGCACAAAACAAAAAACUGGAAAACCAGGAAGAGGAGAUGGAGUUUAAGGAACUGGACGGUCUAAGGGAAGCCUUGGCAAACCUCAGGGGACUAUCUGAGGAGGAGAAAAGUGAGAAGGCGAUGCUUCGCUCUCGCAUCCAAGAGCAGUCCCAUCUCAUCUGCAUUCUGAAGCGGAGGUCAGAUGAGGCCCUGGAGCGCUGCCAGGUCCUGGAGCUGCUCAACGCAGAACUGGAGGAAAAGAGGAUGCUAGAGGCCGAGAAGCUGAAGGCCAAGAGUGUGCAUGCCCAGAAGUUAGAGGAACGCUUUAUGACCCUUGCAGCCAACCACGAGUUGAUGAUACGCUUCAAGGACGAACACAAGAGUCAGAACAUCGAGUUGAGAAGGGAGAAUGAGAAGCUGAGGCUGGAGAACCACAGUCUCUUCAGCCAGGCUGUGAAGGACCAGGAGGCCAAAGUACUGCAGCUCACCACCCAGAGCGAAGCCCUGGCCAAGGAGCUGGAGACUCUGAAACAGAGGUAUGCCCAGGAUGCCUGCCAGGCACAGACCCGAGAGAAGGAGCUGCUGGAGCUGCAGAGCCAGCAGGCCUACACCCACACCAAGGAGACAGAGCAGCUGCGCAGCCAGCUUCAGAGCCUCAAGCAGCAGCACCAGCAGGCCAUGGAGCAGAUGGCGAAGGCUGAGCAGGCCCACAGCAGCCUGAGCCAGGAGCUGCAGGCCAGGCUGAAGACUGUUACCCAUGAGAAAGAGGAGCUGCUGCAGCUGUCCAUGGAGAGGGGCCAGGUGCUUCAGAACAAGCAAGCAGAGAUCCGCCAGCUUGAGGAGAAGUUAGAGACAGCAGAUGUGGCCAGGAGACAAGCACUAGAGAGGUUUGAGCAGGAGGCAGUGGCUGUGGACAGUAACUUGAGAGUCCGGGAACUUCAGCGCCGGGUAGAUGGAAUCCAGAAGGCCUACGAUGAACUCAGGCUGCAGUCCGAAGCUUUCAAAAAGCACAGCCUGGAUCUUUUAAGCAAGGAGAGAGAACUCAACGCCAAACUCCGUCAUCUCUUUCCGUAAAAACAUAUCUGCUUCCUCUGGCCUCCAAUUUAGAAUUCAAAUAUUUGUAUCCCUAGCAUUAUGGCAAGAGGAAAGAUGGUAUUUCAUUUAUUAUACUUUUAAGCACAAAAGGCAACUAAAAAAAAAAAGUUACUCUACUAUGA
Messenger RNA from Pteropus alecto (black flying fox), 1825 nucleotides. RefSeq names its product coiled-coil domain containing 89 (gene CCDC89). The coding region runs from base 570 to 1682 and encodes 370 amino acids. The record is from RefSeq and is a predicted model, not a curated record. The transcript has a single exon. Lineage: Eukaryota; Metazoa; Chordata; Mammalia; Chiroptera; Pteropodidae.